AUGAGUCCUGACCGAGAGGAGUAUGACAUGGUCUGUCAGAAAGCCGUGACCCUCAUCGUUGACCUCUGUCUGCACAACAGUCCACUGCUGGAUGAGGACACCUGUCAGGAUUUCCUGUUCCUGUUGUCCAGCCAGAGCUCUGACCAGAAGGAUCCAGACGUUUCUUUUGGCCUCCUGCUCAGUGUAUUUGUGGUUUGUGGCCUGGCCCUGCUGGGUCUCCUCAGCUUCGCUUCGUGGAAGCUGUGCUGGGUGCCUUGGCGGAACAAGGCCCUAUUCUCAGGUUCGGCAGCUCUAACCCUGGCCUGCGGUUCAGAUCACUGUCCGCUCCAGUCCCCCACCUUCCUGCCCAGACCCCAGCAGCCAGUGGACGUCAUGGCAACGGAGAAGGUGAAAGACCCCAUGGACUCGAUGGGGUUUCUGGAAGCGGCGGUGAAGAUAAGUCAUACAUCGCCUGACAUCCCCACCGAUGUUCAGCUCUCCAUGAGAGAGCACUUCCUGCGCCGCACGCAACGCAUGCAGAGACAGACCACUGAGCCUGCCUCCUCCACUAGGCACAGUUCAUUUAAAAGACACCUGCCCAGACAGAUGCAGGUAGGCAGCCUGGAUCUGGGGAAUGACUACGUCGUGGACAAAGACGAAAAGCCCACCAGCAUCGGGCGCAUCCAGCCGGAGCUGUACAAGCAGAAGACCGUGGAGACAGAGGAGUCAUCCAAGAGUGGCAGCGGCAAAAACUGUGGCAGGAUUAACUUCUCUCUUAAGUAUGACUAUGAGAGCGAGGCUUUGCUGGUCAAUAUCCUCAAGGCCUCUGACCUGCCCGCCAAGGACUUGUGCGGCAGUUCAGACCCUUACGUCAAGAUCUACCUGCUGCCUGACCGCAAGAAGUUCCAGACGCGUGUCCACCGAAAGACCCUCAAUCCCAUGUUCAACGAGACCUUCCAGUUUCCCGUGCCUUACGAUGAGCUUGCUGUCAGGAAGCUCCACAUGAGCGUCGUUGACUUUGACAGGUUUUCACGACACGACAUGAUCGGAGAGGUGGUGUUGGACAACUUGUUUGAAACAUCAGACCUAUCCAGGGAGACGAACAUAUGGAGGGACAUCCAAUAUGCCACCACUGAGAGUGUAGACCUCGGGGAGAUCAUGUUCUCGCUAUGUUACCUGCCAACCGCAGGCAGACUCACACUCACUGUCAUCAAGUGCAGGAACCUCAAGGCCAUGGACAUUACCGGUUACUCAGAUCCCUAUGUCAAAGUGUCACUCAUAUGUGAUGGGAGACGCUUGAAAAAGAAGAAGACCACCAUUAAAAAGAACACCCUGAAUCCAACAUACAAUGAAGCCAUCAUCUUUGACAUCCCUCCAGACAGCAUGGACCAUGUCAGCCUGCACAUCUCUGUCAUGGACUAUGAUUUGGUAGGUCACAAUGAGAUCAUUGGGGUGAUGCGGGUUGGAUGCAAUGCCGAAGGACUGGGCAGGGAUCACUGGAAUGAAAUGCUGGCGUACCCCCGCAAACCUAUUGCACAUUGGCACCCUCUACUGGAGUCCAAGAAAUCUGAAAAAGAGUGGAAAGCAAGGACGGCCAGCUUCGACAGCCAAGGUUCCUGCCCCUCUCCCAGGCCCCCUGCUAGUCCCUGAGCAGAAC
Molecule: messenger RNA, 1636 nt
Organism: Lampris incognitus (smalleye Pacific opah)
Lineage: Eukaryota; Metazoa; Chordata; Actinopteri; Lampriformes; Lampridae
Gene: syt6a
Product: synaptotagmin VIa
Exons: 7
Coding region: 1-1629 (542 amino acids)
Biological process (GO): regulation of calcium ion-dependent exocytosis; regulation of dopamine secretion; calcium-ion regulated exocytosis
Cellular component (GO): membrane
Molecular function (GO): phosphatidylserine binding; calcium-dependent phospholipid binding; calcium ion binding
Source: RefSeq, a predicted model, not a curated record